Molecule: messenger RNA, 657 nt
Organism: Rosa chinensis
Lineage: Eukaryota; Viridiplantae; Streptophyta; Magnoliopsida; Rosales; Rosaceae
Exons: 1
Coding region: 1-657 (218 amino acids)
Source: RefSeq, a predicted model, not a curated record
AUGGCAACUUUUAGAAGAACAAUGGCAGACUGUGGCCUUAUAGAUAUGGGGUUUGUGGGUAGUCCUUGGAGUAAUAAGUUUACCAAAGAGAGGUUGGAUCGGGGAUUUCAGACUACACAGUGGAGAAGUUGUUUUCCUUACAGUAGGGUAUUAACUCUAAACCCGACUGAGUCCGACCAUUGUCCCCUCCUACUCGAUGUUAGCAAGGAGAAGCUGCAGUAUAGAAAAGUUAAGAGGCUUUUCAGGUUUGAAGAAAUGUGGCAUGGUAAUCCAGAUUGUACCAACAUUAUACAGAGGGAAUGGGCGGUGCCAUCAACUGGAAAUGCUCUAACACAAUUAUGUUGCAAGAUAAAGAAAACAGGACAACAACUCCAACAAUGGCAUAAUAGGGAGUUUGAUAGACAGAAAAAUGAACUUCGUAUCUUGCAGGAAAAGAUGAAUGACAUUAUGAAAAUGCCCUACACUCAGGAACAAUAUGAAGAACAACGUGCACUUCAUGUAAGACACAGUCAGAUCCUCACUCAGCAGGAAAAGUAUUGGAGGCAAAGGUCUAGGGCAAUAUGGCUCAAAGAUGGAGAUAGAAACUCGGCCUACUUUCAUCGUAGAGCUAGCAACAGAAGAAGCAAAAACUUGAUUCGGGGUUUGGUCAAUGAAUAG